This is a messenger RNA of Orbicella faveolata, 2240 nucleotides long. RefSeq names its product protein NDRG3-like. Lineage: Eukaryota; Metazoa; Cnidaria; Anthozoa; Scleractinia; Merulinidae. The record is from RefSeq and is a predicted model, not a curated record.
ACAGUCCUAGUUCAGUUUACCCUUCAUGUAACUUGCAUGGAAGCACUGGUUGAUAUUCGAACGGUCCCGUGGAACUUUGCAAUCGCCCUACUUGCAAAACACGAAGGAGAGGAGAAGAUGGAAGCACAACCUCUCGUUAGCCUUACUUCGAUAGAUAUUCACGAAUCCGAACCAAAAGUCUUCGACGAUCACGAAGCGUUCAUCUCGCUCCUUUCUGAGCACGAUGUGGAAACCUCCAGAGGGAAGCUGCGUGUAACUCGGCAGGGAAAAGAGGGGAAGACUGCCAUCGUCACGUUCCAUGAUAUUGGACAAAAUCACACAUCAGCAUUUCUUGGUUUCUUCAACUUCAACGAAACGCGGCCCCUUCUAGAUCAAUUCUGCAUCUACCACAUUGACGCUCCUGGCCAGCAAGAAGACAGCGAGGACUUGCCAGCAGAAUACUUGUAUCCCACAAUGGACGAGUUGUCUGACAUGGUUGGAGAAGUGGUGAAUUUUUUCGACAUCAAACGAUUUAUUGGCUUCGGUAUUGGCGCUGGAGCCAACAUCCUCUGUCGAUAUGCACUCUGGAAUCCUACCCGAGUUGAAGCCCUAGUUUUGGUGGAAUUAGUGGCUUCUAAUGGAGGGUGGAUCGAGUGGGGAUACCAAAAGAUGUGUGUCAAACAACUGCAAAGUAAGGGGCUGACAACCUUUGUGGAAGACUAUCUACUCUGGCAUCACUUUGGUAAAAAGACAAAGGAAGAAAACCUGGACCUUGUGCAUGCCUUUAAGCAGAGUCUCCACACAGUCCUGUCCCCUCGCAAUCUCUCUUUAUUCAUUAACUCUUACCUGAGACGCACAGACCUUCAGAUACAUCGCCCAGAACCUGGCAGUUCAAAGAAAGUUCAAUCAUUGAAGUGUUCAACUUUAUUGGUAACAGGAUCCAACUCUCCCCACCAAGAUGAUGUCAUUGAAACCAACUCUAGGUUAGAUCCAGCGAUAUCCAACUACUUCAAAGUGUCAGAUUGCGGUGGCAUGCCACUGGAAGAACAGCCUCAUAAAGUGGCCACUUCACUCAUUCUGUUCCUUCAGGGCUUGGGCUACUUGACUCGCCUUCAUACAAAUCCUCCAAAGGUAACGCCUCCAGCAACAAGAGAACCAAGCGUCUGUUGAGCCCAGAAUUGCAGGAAUUCUAACCUUAUGCAUGGAAGUCACACCAGAUUGGUGGAACAGGCUAUCUGCUGUUUGCUUUUCCAGAAAAUUAAAUGCUGCAGCCCUUGCAAAUAUUUUGUUAGUUGAAAUAUGGAGUCAAACUCUUUAAACUCUUGCUGCAGUGAAGUCAUGACUUCCUUUGAUCUGAAAAAUGUUCAAGCCCUAUGUAGUUAUCCUCUUAGUCAAAAUCAAUUUCUUUGAACCUGCUGAAUACAUUUUUAUGGGUGUCUUGUUAUUAAUUUAAUACAGACAUUUUUUGUCUGCAGUUAAUGCAUGUCUCUUGAAUCAACCCUUAUUAAUAAUGCAGACACCUCAUAAGUCGGAAACUUUCUGUGGUCUUUUGGGUUUAACUCCACUCUCAUCUAAAAGCAAUUUGAAAUGGGUUUAAUUUAUAAACAAUUAAGUAAAGGGCAAGUGUUAAUUGCUUUUAAAAAUUGAAUCAGGCAAAUGAAAAAGAAUUUAAAAAAAUCUAAUUUUGCUAGAUGGUAAUAUUUUGGGCCACUGAGGUUGUUCAAAGGAUGAAUAAAUACAUACUACACACUGAAUGAAUGACUACUCGGAGGAAAUAUUUUAGUUACACAAACUACACUAUCCACUUAAUUAAAUAACAUUCUUAGAAAGAAUCAGAGAGCCUUUGAAUGGCUAGGUGUUGAACUGAAUGUCUCCAUACCUACACUUGAUAGUGUGACAGUGGAACAAGAAUAUUUUGUUCAAUGUACUUUAAUUUAUCAGAUGAAUAACAUUUUUUGCACUGAAUUUCACGGGAAGUAAGUUAUUUACUGUAAAUUGUGCACAGUCACAUGUAUGUUAAAGCAAAUGGACUGCCUAAGGGUUGGAUAAGCUUGUUCCAAGCUCUCAGAUAAUGGAGAUAGAGUACAUGUAUAAUACCAAUAAGCUCUUGCAAAAGAGAUGAGUCGGAGAUAUUUGUAAGAUGUUUUUGCUCACUCUCAACAUUUUGGAGCUUGAAAUAGUCCAUUCAUGGUGUUGCACUGGAUGUAAAAUUUCUUGUCUAUUUAAUGAUUUUCAAUAAAUUAAGCUGUGGUUUCUUGUCA